GCUGGAGUAGUUCAAUACAUCUAUCCGUUUGGAUUUUCAGCGGGUAUGUUUGCUUUAUUGCGUAAGUUGGAAAAUAUUGCAUCUACUCGUCAAGUCUCACAAACUGUGAAAGACAAAAGGAGAUCGCUUUUCAUCGACAUCUUUUUGGGCAUAAUCUGCCCUCUCCUCCUAGUUCCGUUACGAUAUAUCGUUCAAGGUCAUCGAUCUGAUGUGGUAAUUGGUAUGAUGUGCAUUACUCCUCUUUACGCAUCGGUUCCAGCACUCUUCUUAUCUCAACUACCGCCUUUACUACUUGCUACAACAAAUGCUAUUUUAGCAGCAAUCGUUUUGCAUUGGUUUAUUCUCAGAACAAGACACUUUAGUGCCUUGUUUCACUCAAACGGCAUAGGACUCACCAAGAGGCGUUAUCUCCGUUUGAUGCUGUUAUCAUUCAUGGAAAUCUUGAUCACAUGGCCUCUGAAUAUUUACGUUUUCGCUUACAAUAUCAAGUACGUCGCCUUUCAACCAUACAAGAGCUGGAAUUACGUUCACGCAGGGUUCAACAAGGUGUAUGAGGUGCCUUAUGAAGGAAAUAUACCCGCAACGAAAGCUGCUCUCGAAAUUGGACGAUGGGCUGGCAUUGCUGCCGGAGUUGUUUUCUUCGGCUUUUUUGGUCUGUCAAAACAGGUAAGCAAUAAAGUACUUUUGAGUGGAGAAAUAGAAUUAACCUGUUCCCUUUUCACCUUUCACAGCCUUGGUUGGAAAGUUUCUCAAUGA
Meira miltonrushii is the source of this 756-nucleotide messenger RNA. Its product is annotated as fungal pheromone STE3G-protein-coupled receptor. Gene Ontology annotation, biological process: G protein-coupled receptor signaling pathway. The annotation marks the transcript as partial. Gene Ontology annotation, molecular function: mating-type a-factor pheromone receptor activity. NCBI's taxonomy places the organism in Eukaryota, Fungi, Basidiomycota, Exobasidiomycetes, Exobasidiales, Brachybasidiaceae. The transcript is spliced from 2 exons. Gene Ontology annotation, cellular component: membrane. The record is from RefSeq and is a predicted model, not a curated record.